AUGUUACAACUUCGUUGUUGGAAUCAUGCUAUUCAAGAUUUAAAAUUAGGUGCUAAAAAGCAUUUUAAUAUUAAAGAAGAAGUAAAUGCUGUUCAGGAUAUUGUUGUUCAAGAUGUUGUUGCUCAAGCAAAUAAAAAGGAAACUUUAGCUAAUGCAAUUGAUACAAUUACAAACCUUCUACGUGCAACAUCUCGUACUGAUUUUUUUAUCGAUCGAAAUUCCAUUCAACAAGAAACAUUAACAAAUACUGCCCGGGCUACUCUUCUUCUUGGACAAGAUUUAGUUCAAUAUCAUGCUAAUACCAAAGUAUUUACUGUUCGAUCUCUCGACCAUCAUUUGGUUCACGUCGUUCACAUGAAUGAUCCAAAACGACUAUUUCGAUGUUCAUGUCCUAGCACGUUACAAAAUUGCUCACAUGUGCUUGCUGUUAAACUGUUUCUAGGUAUACUGGCAGAUAAAUGCAACAAUAAGAUUAAUCUUGGUCAUGAACGAAAAAGAAAACGAAUUGACGACAAGAUAACAAAGCCAGGUGGUAAACGUCCUCGACGUAUUGAUAAAGAAUCAAAUAAAAAAUAUACAUCUCCAUAUUUUUCGGCAUCACAAAUCAACACAACAAAUGAUUCUCAAACAUGUCAAGGUGAUAUUACUUCUUCUAGAGUAAAUACAUCAAUUAAUUCACCGCCAGUUAUUCGUGCACUCACCGGCGUAUCUAAUUUACCAUCAUCAUCAACAUCUACUGUUGAUGUUGCACCAAAACUAGUUCGAGUAAUUCGUUUUCUUACACCAAUAAAUGUUACCGUUCCACUACCGCAAUCAAAUCAAUACGUUGCUUAUAUACCAUGA
Rotaria sp. Silwood2 is the source of this 843-nucleotide messenger RNA. The record is from the annotation of a GenBank genome assembly. Lineage: Eukaryota; Metazoa; Rotifera; Eurotatoria; Philodinida; Philodinidae.